Molecule: messenger RNA, 843 nt
Organism: Pseudonaja textilis
Lineage: Eukaryota; Metazoa; Chordata; Lepidosauria; Squamata; Elapidae
Product: motor neuron and pancreas homeobox protein 1-like
Biological process (GO): endocrine pancreas development; central nervous system development; spinal cord motor neuron cell fate specification
Cellular component (GO): nucleus
Molecular function (GO): sequence-specific double-stranded DNA binding; DNA-binding transcription factor activity, RNA polymerase II-specific
Source: RefSeq, a predicted model, not a curated record
AUGCAGAAGCCCAUGGAGAAAUCCCAGAACUUCCGCAUCGACGCCCUCCUGGCUGAGGAGCCGACGCCCUCUCCUUGCGCGCCGCCGGUGGGCUUGGUCCCUCUGCCCACCGCCGCCUUCAUCCCCAAGCCCGGCUUGCUGAACCUGCCUCCGCCGGCGCUCGGCGGCUUGCCAGCCAUCUACCCGCCCCCGCUUUACCCCAUCCCAGCUCUGGCCGGCCAGCACUCCGCCUUCGCCUACCCCGCCGCCUUCCCCCCGUUGUCGCAGCCGGGAGUCGAGCCUCUGAAGGCGGCCGCGGGGGUCGGUUCCUUCCAGCUGGAGCACUGGAUUCGAGCCGGGAUCAUGGCGCCCCGCUUCCCGGAUUUCCACGCUUCCCCACCAACCAACCUGAUGGGAAAAUGCCGUCGACCCCGAACAGCCUUUACCAGCCAACAGCUUCUUGAGCUGGAGAACCAGUUCAAGAUCAACAAGUACCUUUCCAGGCCCAAACGUUUCGAAGUGGCCACAUCACUGAUGCUAACGGAGACACAGGUCAAAAUCUGGUUCCAGAACCGCAGGAUGAAGUGGAAGCGAAGUCGGAAGGCCAAGGAGCAGGUAACUCAGGCUGAGGUGGAGAAGCAGAGGGUGGCAACCAAGGCCCCAGAGAAACUGCUGCCUGGAGAGGCGCGAGGGGAAGAGGACGAAGAAGAGAGCUGUGGUGACGAAUGUAAGAAACACAGGGCCAGUGUGCAAUUCCUGCACCGUGAUACCGACACCUUCAGCUUCAGCUCAGACCCCUCGGGCUCAGAAGAGGAAGAGGAAGUGGAGAACGCUACUCACAGGGAGAGGAAUGUGCUGCUAUGA